AACUGGCAAAAGUCUCACUCUCAAAUUAUUUUUUUUUUUUUAAAGGAUAAAAACACGGUCACAGUCUCACAGGCUUUCGCAGAUGUAAAGAAGCCAUCUUUGAUCUUCACAAGUCCCAACUAAAACUAUACGGCAGUCGGGCCGUGAAAAACCGUUAAGAAUCGACGUUGCCGGCUCCAAAGCUCGGGACUUUCGAUUCGAUUUCACAAGCUGAGGAAGAACCCAGAUUGGAAGAGAGAGAGAGAGAGAGAGAGAGAGAGAGAGAGAGAGAGAGAUGGCGAUGAGUCCGGCAGUGUUGAAGGCGGGGCUGGUGAUAGUUGGGGUUUGCAUAGCCGGGUACAUAGUGGGCCCACCUCUCUACUGGCACUUCAUGGAGGGCUUAGCUGCCGUCUCCCACUCUUCAUCUUCUUCUUCCUUAUCUUCUUGCCCUCCUUGCACCUGUGAUUGCUCUUCUCAGCCUCUCCUCUCCAUCCCCAUUGGACUCAGCAACAUUUCAUUUGCAGAUUGUGCAAAGCAUGAUCCAGAGGUGAGUGAGGACACCGAGAAAAAUUUUGUGGAUCUUUUGACUGAAGAGUUGAAGCUUCGGGAAGCUGAAGCUUUAGAAAAUCAACAACUAGCUGAUAUGGCUCUGCUGGAGGCUAAGAAGAUUGCAUCCCAGUAUCAGAAGGAAGCAGACAAGUGCAAUUCAGGGAUGGAAACAUGUGAAGAAGCAAGGGAGAAAGCUGAAGCAACAUUGGAGGCACAGAGGAAACUGACAGCAACAUGGGAGCUUAGGGCUCGUCAAAGAGGAUGGAAAGAAGGGGUUACAAAUUCUAAUACUCAGACGCAAGGAAAUGUUCAGACUCUGUAGAAACCCUCUGUGGCAAUUAUGGAACAGCCAAAGGCUAAUCUUCUUCAACAUGGUACUUCCUCUCUUGGUUAGUGAUAAACUCUUACUAGGACACUCUUCUUCAACUUAAAUGGGGCAUGAUAUGCAAUCAGUUUUAUUUACCAGACUGAAUUAUUUGUAUUUACAGUUAAAAGUAUAGAGAACAUAGUUGUUAUCUAGCAUGUCAAAAGCAAUGAAUGUUGUCAAGAACCCUGAUCAUCUCAAUUCUCCACCCAAUUAUAGUUGAAUGUUCCACAUGUGAGACUGAAAGCAGGAAUUCUUCAUUAAAUAUCAGUAUGGAUGGUUGUCUAAA
Prunus dulcis (almond) is the source of this 1181-nucleotide messenger RNA. RefSeq lists its product as uncharacterized. The transcript has 3 exons. NCBI's taxonomy places the organism in Eukaryota, Viridiplantae, Streptophyta, Magnoliopsida, Rosales, Rosaceae. Bases 275 to 850 code for a protein of 191 amino acids. The record is from RefSeq and is a predicted model, not a curated record.